Messenger RNA from Scomber japonicus (chub mackerel), 3172 nucleotides. RefSeq names its product solute carrier family 33 member 1 (gene slc33a1). The transcript is spliced from 10 exons. The record is from RefSeq and is a predicted model, not a curated record. Lineage: Eukaryota; Metazoa; Chordata; Actinopteri; Scombriformes; Scombridae. Bases 322 to 1974 code for a protein of 550 amino acids. Gene Ontology annotation, molecular function: acetyl-CoA transmembrane transporter activity. Gene Ontology annotation, cellular component: membrane.
CCUGGCUGUCCUGUGUUGAUUUACCCUGAUGUAACCUGUUCAUAAAGUCAAACGGUAUUUACUUUCUCAUCUUUGUCGCCUUAAAUAAAGAGGCAGCAGUACUCGUGUGAACAAUCAUAGAGUCAGAUCGAUUUCGCUUUGAUUGGUUCAAUAAUUCAGCCGUUUGAUUUCUUCUCUUUACAUUGGCAUGUUGUUGCUCUCACUAUCAUCAUCACCAGGUGCUCCAUUCCUCACUGUGUUACACAGACUGGCCUGCAGCGUGUGUACACAGUAUUCACUAUUUGCUGAGGGCACAGCACGCUUGAUGCCCACUGCUCCAACAUGGAGCACCCAGAUUUGAUCACGCACAAGAACGGGCGGCAGAGGAAGCCGCUGGGUGUCUCUCUCCCUCCUGGAAACAUGAGGGACAGUGACAGGGGAGACACGAGCACCUCUGAGCCAGAGGUAGACGAUGAAGCAGAGGGUCUUAUUAGAAGAUCGGACUCAGAGGACAGGAGGCAUCGCAGAGUCCAGCCUGGGGUUCGGGGCGAGUUGGGGAACAUAUUGCUCCUUCUGUUCCUCUAUGUGCUGCAGGGGAUUCCUUUAGGACUGGCAGGGAGCAUCCCCCUGAUCUUACAGAGUAGGAGUGUCAGCUACAAAGACCAGGCCUUCUUCAGCUUUGUCUUCUGGCCAUUUAGUCUCAAGCUUCUUUGGGCACCCCUGGUGGAUGCGCUUUACUUCAGCAGGUUUGGCAGAAGAAAGUCAUGGCUGGUGCCCACACAGUACCUGCUGGGUCUCUUCAUGCUCUACCUUUCUGUAACAGUUAACUCAUUGCUGCAGAGUGAGGAAGGUCCAAAUGUGGCGAUGCUUACCGCAGUCUUCUUUAUGCUAGCCUUUUUGGCAGCAACGCAGGACAUCGCUGUGGAUGGCUGGGCUCUGACUAUGUUGUCCAGACAGAAUGUGGGCUACGCAUCUACGUGCAACUCUGUGGGCCAGACAGCUGGAUACUUCCUGGGGAAUGUGCUCUUUUUGGCUCUGGAGUCAGCUGACUUCUGCAAUAAAUACCUCAGAAUAGAGCCCAAGGACACGGGCAUUGUCACCUUGUCAGACUUCUUGUUUUUUUGGGGAAUGGUGUUCCUGGUUUCCACAACGCUGGUAGCCAUCUUUAAAAGGGAGAAUGAGCAUAGUAGAGGGAGGAGGAGAGUCCAGGAGGAGACAAAGGGUGUCACAGAAACCUAUAGUUUGCUGUUCUCUAUCAUCAAGAUGCCCACAGUCUUCACCUUUUGCACCCUGCUUCUCACAGCUAAAAUUGGCUUCUCUGCAGCAGAUGCAGUGACAGGUCUGAAGCUGGUGGAGGCCGGAGUUCCCAAGGAGCAGUUGGCAUUGCUGGCAGUGCCCAUGGUGCCUCUUCAGAUCCUUCUACCAGUGGUCAUCAGUAAAUACACAGCGGGGCCCAGACCUCUGGAUGUGUUCUACAAGGCGUACCCUUUUAGGUUGAUCAUAGGACUGGAGUACGCUCUGCUGGUGUUGUGGACUCCCAGUGUAAAACAAGACGGGGGGUUCCCUGUUUACUACUAUGGCAUAGUGCUGCUGAGCUACGCAGUGCAUCAGGUGGCUUUGUACAGUAUGUAUGUGGCUUGCAUGGCCUUCCAUGCCAAAGUGAGCGACCCCAUCAUUGGCGGAACCUACAUGACGCUGCUGAACACGGUUACUAACCUAGGAGGGAACUGGCCCUCCACCUUGGCUCUGUGGAUGGUGGAUCCACUGACCUCAAAGGAGUGCCAGGGAGCCGUCGGGCAAAGCUGUGGCUCCCCAGAGGAGGCGGGGCUGUGCGUCAAGGAGGGCGGAGCGUGCGUGACAACACUGGACGGCUACUACGUGGAGUCGGUGGUGUGCGUCGUGAUUGGCCUAGCCUGGUGGGUAUGGUUAGGGAAGAAAAUGAGGAGGCUGCAGGAAGAGAGCCCCUCUGCAUGGAGGUGCAGAGUUAAUCAAUGAGGACGCUCUUAUCAUCACCACACGACUCCUUUUUCUUGCAUCUCUGCAUAUUCUGCUCCAAACACAGCUGAGUGCUGGACAUACUGUAUCUCCAUCCUCAUCCAUCCAGUCCCGCUUUAGCUGCUGCAUUCAGAAAACACUUGCUCUGUUUCAUUUCUGUCACCUCAGAAAACAUAACUACGAAGAAAUAUAAUAUCUUUGUCUUCUGUGGAAGUAAAAAGUCCCUCUCAUCAUCACUGCUGACUGUAACAGUGUCCUUCGGAAAACUGAAACAACCAUUCAUAUUAGCUAAGAACUUCUGUAGGAAAUAUUAACUGUUUUUUUUAAUCUUUUGAAACCAUACUCUGCUGCUAUAAAUAGCACCACCAAACCAGAGAUGGGUCAAAUAGCACUUUCAAAUUAUUUGUUUGUUUAAACCUGCACGGAUGGCAGAUGGUUGAGUUUGUUGCAUUUGAUCACCUAAAGACAAAAAUGGCAGCAAAAGGAGAAGAAAAAAAACCCUUGAAAUUUGAGCCCUCUAAUAUCCAGAAAUCAUGUAAAUUGAUUUGUAGUAAAUUAAACACUGUACAUUCAUUCUCACCCUCCUGGCCAGUUAUUUACUCUUUAUUAUUCUAUAAUAAAGGACGCCAAAAGGAAAAGAUGUAAAAAGUAAAAAUGCUUGUCUCUGUAAUAACAAUAUUUUCAGGUGUUGUAACAGAGGUACUUAUACAGUAUAUAAUAGAGUAUAUAAUCCCUAUUUACAUUUACUGUGUAUGUAAGAAUUACUUUCAGGGUGAGAUAUUUUGUUGUCUUGCCUCCGACUAUUAAAACUGCCCCAAAGCUGUUCUACUCACUGUCUGCUAAUCCAGGUUAAAACUGGUUUGAAGGUAAACGUUCACUGCUGUUUGACUCACACACAUUUGACUGAAUCAAUGUUCUUUUUAAAAAAUGAUUAUUUAAAUGUGUGUUUUUUUCUUUUUCAUUUUAAGUCUUGUGCCUUGUUUAGUUUGAAUUUGAAGACAUCCAACAAACAUUCAAAGUUCGUUUCCGUUGUACUGAAAUAAUUGAGUUACAAAACUUUACGAUACCUUGAAAAUGCAACAGAUACAUUUGAUGAGUAACACUGUAAUUCGGUAAUACAGUUUGUUAAUAUUUGGUAACAUAUUAUAGUUUUGUAGAUGACAUAAAACAGCAUCAUUACUUCAGUUAUUUCUCUCUU